AUUCAAUGAAACUUUCAACCCUUUUACUAUUGACACUUCUAUUGUCCCUGGUGUGCUUUGCUGGCUACAACAGGGCAGAAGAAGAUCUUGAUGAAGAACCAGUAUCAGCACUUGACGAAGAUGAUGAUAGUUUAGAUGCAGAUGGGCUCACUCCAGAACAAGCAGAACUUUUGCAAGAAAGCGAGGAGUCCUUUGAUUUUGAAGCGGAUACGUCGAGAAUUCUUGAUAUUUUCAUCAAUUCUCUAUAUAGCCACAAAGAGAUUUUCCUAAGAGAACUGAUUUCUAACGCUUCAGAUGCUUUGGAUAAGGUCAAGUAUAAAUCUCUCAAAGAUCCAGAAUACAUGGGCGAUCAGGAUAAAAUGGAUAUCAGAAUUGAGUUUGAUAAGGAUGCUAAGACUAUUAGUUUCACUGAUACUGGUAUUGGUAUGACAAAAGCAGACUUGAUCAAAAGUUUGGGUACAAUCGCAUCCUCAGGUACCACUACAUUCCUAGAAGCUAUGGGAAAGACAGAAGAUAUGAACCUUAUUGGUCAAUUUGGUGUUGGAUUCUAUUCAUCAUAUCUUGUUGCUAACAAGGUUACAGUCACUUCUAAGAACAAUGAUGAUCCACAUCAGCAUAUCUGGAAGUCAGCAGCUGACGGAAAAUUCGCUGUGAAUCAAGAUCCAAGAGGAAAUACUUUGAAGAGAGGAACAAAGAUCACACUUCAUUUGAAAGCAGAUGCUGUUGAAUUUUGUGACCAAGAAAAAUUGAUGGAACUAGUGAAGAAAUACUCUUUGUUCAUUAAUUACCCAAUCUAUUUGUACACAAGCAAGGAAGUCACUAAGCAAGUAGAAAUUGAAGAUGAAGAUUUAAUUGGAGAUGAUGAGUAUGAUGAUGAAGAUACUGAAACUGAUGAAAUUACAGAUGACAUCGAAGUCACUGAAGAAGAAGACGAUGAUGAAGAUGAUGAAGAUGACGAAGAUGCCGAUAACAAGAAAACCAUCACUGAAACUAUUUGGGAGUGGGAACUUGUCAAUGACAAAAAGGCUAUCUGGCUUAGAAGCAAGAACGAAGUCACUGAAGAAGAAUACUUCGAUCUUUACAAAGGUAUUGCCAAAGACAGCGAAGACCCCCUUGCUUACACCCACUUCUCUGCUGAGGGUGACGUCGACUUCAAGUCUGUGCUGUUCAUCCCACCAGGCAAAGGAGGAGACAUGUUCGAAAGCUACUACGGAAAGAGUUCGUCUCUGAAACUAUAUGUCAAGAGAGUACUCAUCAACGACGAGUUCGAAGACUUGAUGCCUAGAUACCUCAGCUUCAUCAGAGGAGUUGUGGACUCCGACAGUUUCCCUUUGAAUGUAGCCAGAGAAGAACUCCAGCAGUCCAAGCUGCUCAAAGUGGUCUCUAAGAAGCUGGUCAGGAAGGCACUCGACAUGAUGAGGAUGAUGGCUGAAGAAGAAGAGGAAGAUGAUGACGAAACUGAAGAGGAUUACGAUGAUGACGAGGAUGAUGAAGAAAUUGAAGAUGUUGAAGAAGAUGUUGAAGACACCACUGAAGAUGACGAAGGUGAAACAGAACAAGAAGAGUCUGACUACGAAGUGUUCUGGAAAGCAUUCGGUAAGAACAUCAAGCUCGGAGUCAUUGAAGAUGCUACCAAUAGGUCAAAGCUUGCUAAGUUGUUGAGAUUCUACACCACAAGUUCACAAGACGAACUCAGUUCAUUAGAUGAGUACAUUUCAAGAUGCCCAUCUGACCAAGAUGCCAUCUACUACAUGCCUGGUGACUCAGUAGAAGCCAUCUUGAAGUCACCUUUGCUCAAGAAGUUCAACAAGCACGGAAUCGAAGUCUUGAUGCUCAACGACCCAAUUGACGAGUUCACAAUGCAACAUCUCAGUGAGUACAAGGGCAAGAAAAUGAAGAGUAUUGCCAAAGAAGAUGGAAACGCCUUCUUGUCUGGAGCUGACCAGAAGAAGAGAAACAACGUUAUCAAAGACAUGUACAAACCUCUUACUGACUGGUGGAAGAAACAUCUCGGAAAGAGAGUCGAGAAAGUCGCCAUUUCAACCCGUCUGGUUGAUGAGCCUGCAUAUGUGUUUACUUCACAGUACGGGUACUCAGCCCACAUGGAGAAAGUCAACAGAGCUCAAGCUUUUGCAAACCAAGAGAAGGCUGCCGACUAUAUGUUGGCUAAGAAACACUUCGAGUUGAACCCUCACCACCCAGUGAUGAGAGAGCUGCUUGAGAGAGUCAAGGCUACCGGAGGCUCUCCAGAGGAGUCCACUGUCAAGACCAUGGAUCUGAUUUAUAACGUGGCCCUACUCAACUCAGGAUUUGUGAUUGACGAUCCCUCCGAAAUUUCUGGAACAAUGCAGGAGAUUUUGAGAGCAGAGCUUGGACUUGAGCGUACAGGAGAUUUUGAUGAGCUUGAGAUUGACAUUGAAGAAGAGUACGGAGACGAUGAGGAUGAUGAAGGCAUUGAAGCUGAGAUCCCAGACGAUGAUAAUUAUCCAGAGGAUGACGGUGAGGAAGAAGAAGGACAUGAUGGAGACUUAUAAGCUCUUUAAAACCAUCUAUAAAAG
Moneuplotes crassus is the source of this 2558-nucleotide messenger RNA. Lineage: Eukaryota; Ciliophora; Spirotrichea; Euplotida; Euplotidae. The record is from the annotation of a GenBank genome assembly.